UAGCGACAGACAUUGAACAUACCCCCUCGGCGCCUCCAGCCCCACCUGUCGCCAAAACGAAGAGUAGCCUGCACAGUGAGCAGCCACAGCCUGCUAACCUCUCGAAUCGAGCCUCAAGCUGGGGCAACGUCAAUCCUACGACAAGACCUAAUGUUUCGAAGGCUGCCGUAACGAACCCGAAAGCUCGCCAAGGAUCCUUCGCAACCAGUAUCUCUGCUAUAGUGAAGGACAAGGAUGACCUGGCUGCUGACGAGGAGAUGCGUCGACUCUCACAAAAGCGACGGGACGUCGACAGCACUGCGCGCGAGACUGAGGGGCUUAAGAAGCGCGCCGUGCCACGUUCGCCUCUGACUCCUGAACGCGUCUUGCAUGAUCGGAAUUGUACGCUGAACAUUUUCGAACGUGGAGAAAUCAUGGAUUACGAGAAAGACGGCAUUUAUUUCACCGGCACCAAGAACGCACGCAAGAUCGUCGGCAGUCUGACCCCAUCACCUCAGCCUUCUUCGAGCGACAAGGACUCCAAAUCUGGCAACUAUGGAUAUGACGAUGAGCGCGGCGACUACAACAUAGUGCUCGGAGACCACUUGGCAUACCGGUACGAGGUUGUUGACAUCCUUGGCAAAGGCAGCUUUGGCCAGGUGGUCCGAUGCAUAGAUCACAAAGCAGGCGGUCUGGUGGCAGUGAAAAUUAUCAGGAACAAGAAACGGUUCCACCAGCAGGCUCUGGUCGAGGUCGGCAUACUGGGUCGACUCAGAGACUGGGAUCCCGAUGGAGCUCACGCGACGCUCUCCAUCACAUCGUCGUUCUACUUCCGCUCUCACUUGUGCAUCGUCACGCCAUGCCUCAGCAUCAAUCUAUAUGAGCUCAUACGAGCUCACAACUUUGUUGGAUUCCCGCUGCCAUUAAUUCGUCGAUUUGCGCGACAAUUGCUUGCUUGCCUGGUUUUAUUGCAGCAAAAGCGCAUCAUUCAUUGCGAUCUCAAACCGGAGAACAUACUGCUGUGUGAAGCACGCAAAGCCGACGUACGGGUCAUCGACUUCGGAAGCAGUUGCAAGGAGGAAGAGAAGGUGUAUACGUACAUUCAAUCGCGCUUUUAUCGAAGUCCGGAGGUCAUUCUGGGUAGCAGCUAUGGCCUGGGCAUCGACAUGUGGUCCUUGGGUUGUAUCCUUGCCGAACUCUGGACCGGCUAUCCGUUAUUUCCUGGAGAAAAUGAGCAGGAGCAACUCGCUUGCAUCAUGGAGAUAUUCGGGCCUCCCGAUCGGCACCUUGUGGAGCGAUGCACUCGAAAGAAGCUUUUCUUCGAUUCUGUGGGCAAGCCUCGCGUCACUGUCAGUAGCAAGGGGAGAAGACGGCGUCCCAGCUCAAAGACGCUUUCGCAGGCUCUUAAGACAGAUGAUGAGGCAUUCUCGGACUUCCUCGCACGCUGCUUGCGAUGGGACCCAGAUCGAAGGAUGAAGCCUAACGAUGCCAUCAACCAUCCGUUUAUCACGAACCAGCCAUUACAGCAACGGACAAGCAGUGGUUCUGCAAAUGCAUUCGCAAUGCAGCAGCAACAGGCAACGCCAGCUAAAGAGAGAAGCAGACCUUUACCCGAGACACCGCAGACAGCAUUGCGCAAUGGUACCGCUUCGAACAGCAACCAACCUCAGGGCUCGCCAUCCAAGCAGCUAGGGGGUGUCAGGCGGCACAGCACCGUGAACUCGGCUAACUCUGCGACCUUUGCGGGUGGCAAACGCACCAGUAACGGUGUGCCGCUGAGUGCAGGAGCGGCGAACGGUACUGCAGCCCAACGACAAGCCAGCACAACUACGAACAAUUCUGGGAACUUGGCCCAUAUGGCGGCUAGGGAAGCAAAUGCUACAGCUCGCUGGAAAGCAUGACCAUGUGAAAAGUGUGAUGGAGUUUGAGGCUGUCUGAUGUAAAAAAGAGGAAGGAAGCAGCGUGCCCAUAGCGCAGGCCGCUGUUGUGAUAGAUAUGGCAUUGGUAAUGUUGGGGGUGAGGGGGAGAACAGAGAAGCAUGUACGAGAGCAUACUCUUCACGGCAAGAGCAAUGUCUGUAGCGAGGAAAGCCAAAUGCCUCCAAGACAUAAGAUGCCUGACUCGUGCCACGAAUGCAAUUUGUCUUAUC
Molecule: messenger RNA, 2128 nt
Organism: Pseudocercospora fijiensis CIRAD86
Lineage: Eukaryota; Fungi; Ascomycota; Dothideomycetes; Mycosphaerellales; Mycosphaerellaceae
Gene: POM1
Product: serine/threonine protein kinase, CMGC family, dual-specificity
Exons: 3
Coding region: 258-1880 (540 amino acids)
Biological process (GO): peptidyl-serine phosphorylation; peptidyl-threonine phosphorylation
Molecular function (GO): ATP binding; protein serine/threonine kinase activity
Source: RefSeq, a predicted model, not a curated record